Molecule: messenger RNA, 835 nt
Organism: Actinia tenebrosa (Australian red waratah sea anemone)
Lineage: Eukaryota; Metazoa; Cnidaria; Anthozoa; Actiniaria; Actiniidae
Product: ficolin-1-like
Source: RefSeq, a predicted model, not a curated record
AUGAAAGUGUUGAGAUUUGUGCCGUUUUUCAUCAGCUUGUUUUUUGUCAGUGAAGGAAAACAAGUCACCAAAACCAAAACGAAUGACGAUGUAUAUCAAAAUAAUUAUUUUGGAGGUGCGGCUUCUUCCAAGCAGUUUUCUGGUGCACUGAAAACCAUCGAAGAGAAAUUAAAUGUCAUCAUGGAAAAACUGGGAGCAUCGUUAAACAAAACUGGUUCUAGUAUGAAAGGAGUGCCSAAAAACUGUGCUGAAGUUCUUAGAAGAGGUGGCAAGAAAAGUGGUGUUUACACAGUCGAUCCCGGUGACGGCAAAGGGCCAUUCAAGUAUGCUGAGUACGACUACUUUGCAGUGAGCAGUGAAAGGAACAAGUACAAACUGAGCCUUGGAACUUAUUCAGGUACUGCUGGUGACUCGCUGUCCUACCAUCGUGGUAUGGCCUUUACCACCAAAGAUCGUGACAAUGAUGCUGAUAGUGGAAACUGUGCAGUGACCUACAAUGGUGCCUGGUGGUACAAACAUUGUCACUGGUCUAACCUGAACGGCCUCUACCUUCAUGGGAAACUUAGACAUGAUGGAGUUACCUGGUAUCACUGGAAAGGCUACCACUACUCUGCUAAGAGAGCCGAGAUGAAGAUACGACCUGUAUAAAAUAUUUGUUGUCGUACCACUCUAAAUAUCACCGAAACGAUAAGAAUCAAGCUCUUUAGUAUAAAAAUAACUACACUAUUGAUUAUGAAGAAUGUAAAAGAUAAAAUUCCAUUAGCAUCACGCAUUGUUUGUCGACGAAAAUCUUGAAGAAUUCAAAAAUUAAAAUAAAUUGCUGCAGCAUGGAAAA